AUGGCACCACUUCAACGAGAACUUACAAAACUUUUCAUCAAAUAUCCAAUCGAUCUCUCUCGUCAAAUGCAUUUUGAAAACGGGAUUGAACAAUUAUUCAAUGAAUCAUUUCUUCAACCUAUGCCUUCUGUACUUGAAGAGCGUACACUCUAUGAAAAACAACUCAUUCUAUCAAUUAGAUAUCAAUUAAAUAAAGAUCAAUUGAUUCUACGGCGAACCACUGAUGAGAUGAAUACAUAUUAUCUUGGUCGAUUGAAUGAAUUUAAUCAAAAAUCGAAUGAAUAUAUUCAGAAUUCAACUUGUUACGAACUGAUUGAAACAAUUAAUGAAAUUAAUACAGAACAACAACAAUUAGAAGGAAUUAUUCAAUCCAUUGAUUUACAACUGGAAAUAUUAUAUCAAAGAAAAUUGAUUAAAGAAGAUCAUUUAAUCAGAUUAAGUAUUGGCAAAAAAACAAAUAUCAAUCUUCCAUAUCUUUAUUUCUUACCAGAAACGAAUGAAAAUGUUCAUAUGUCAGUACAACCACGACUAUCAUCAUGUCAGCAUUGUCCAAUAUAUACUCUAGCUACUUAUCUUAAUCAACUUCUUCGACCAUUAUUUGAUAAUUUUUCACGAUCAACAACAUUUCUUAAUGGUGGUGACUUUAUACAAAAACUACAAUAUUAUUGUAUACAACUAGAUCUUCUUCUACCGAAAACAUAUUUUGCAACAUUUAAAAUUCAUGAUUUAUAUACGAAGAUAUCACAUUCGGCUCUUCUUGAAGCAUUAAAUAUAUUUCUAAUGAAUCCACUUGUCAAUGAUCAACAUCAAAAAUUAUCAAGUGAUGCUAUUCAAGAAUUAACUGCAAUAGUCUUACGAAAUAAUGUUUUCUCUUACAAUGGAAAAAUCUAUCGAUUUAUUAAAGGAGGUCCAUUAAAUUUACCAUUAAUAGAAUUAUUAUGUCAUAUUUAUAUGCAUCAUUGGCAAUAUUCAUUAGUUACACAUAUUUGUUUGAAAGAUGCAUUCUAUGGUCGAUAUAAAGAUACAGAUUUUUUAACAUGGAAUGGUCCGAUUGAUCAAUUGCAAACAUUAUUCAAUAAACUUGAACAAGAACUAGAUUCGAAUCUUCAAAUGACAACAUUUAUUAGUAGUGAUGUUCAUUUUCUUCAUGCUGCUAUUGAAAAUCGAAAAGCAUCUUCACAUACUCAUGUCCAUCAUGAUUCAACAAUUCAACCAUUUUUAUUGAAUGGAUGGAAAAAGGAAGAAAGGAAAAAUGUCGAAAGGAAAAAUGUAGAAGAAAAAUAUAGAAAAGAAAAUAUAGAAAAGGAAAAACAGCGAAUGAAAAAAUAUCGAAGAGAAAAUAGCGAAGAGGAAAAAUAUCGAAAAUUAGAAUGUCUAAAUAAGACAUGA
Rotaria sordida is the source of this 1389-nucleotide messenger RNA. The record is from the annotation of a GenBank genome assembly. NCBI's taxonomy places the organism in Eukaryota, Metazoa, Rotifera, Eurotatoria, Philodinida, Philodinidae.